Lathyrus oleraceus (garden pea) is the source of this 1080-nucleotide messenger RNA. RefSeq lists its product as uncharacterized. NCBI's taxonomy places the organism in Eukaryota, Viridiplantae, Streptophyta, Magnoliopsida, Fabales, Fabaceae. Bases 1 to 1080 code for a protein of 359 amino acids. The transcript has a single exon. The record is from RefSeq and is a predicted model, not a curated record.
AUGUCUCAUUUUUUAGCCGAAACUCUGCAUUUAGAAAAGAAGGAAGUGAAGCUCAAGCUUAAGCCUAAGGGUGGAACUCAUGAUUUUACUCUGAAUUUUUUGGUAGAGAAGGUCGCUGCCUUUGCUGAUGUUGGAAGUUGGAACGCUUUCAAUGUUGUUUUCUCUUUGCUCAUCUAUGGGAUCGUGUUGUUUCCUAGUAUGGAAGACUUUGUGGACCUAGCAUUUAUUCACAUCUUCCUGUCCAAGAAUUCGGUUCCUAUGCUUCUUGCUGACACUUACUACUCCAUCCAUGUAAGGAUUCACAAGAAGAAGGUUAUUAUCAUGUGUUGUGUUCAUUUGCUCUAUAGGUGGUUUAUUUCUCACCUGCCCAACAAGGGUCCUUUCGUUGAGAACAAAUACAAUCUCAAAUGGUCUCAGAGGAUCAUGUCUCUAACCGUUGAAGAUAUUCUAUGGUACUCUAGAGCUUAUGUCGAUGUCAAGGUCAUCCUUAAUUAUGGAAAUUUCCACAAUUUUCCCCUCAUAUGUAUAAAGGGUGGAAUUAACUAUAAUCCAAGGUUGGCAUUACGUCGGUUGGGUUACCCGUUGCUAUGCAAGCUAAAUCCCGAGCAUGUGGAGGAGUUUGUUUUGUUUGAAGGGGUUGACAACCCAAAGUUUCUAAAGAAGAUCGUCAGAGCUUGGAGGGAGGUUCGUCUUCAAGGAAUGUCUGAGUUAGGGAAGAAGAAUUGCAUCGCCAAGGAAGCCUAUACACAUAGGGUCAAAGACAAAGUUGAAAAAAAAUUGUUUUCGUUUCCAUCUGAGCCAUCUAUGAACAUCCAACAGCUUGUGCUUAUAGUUUUUCCUACUUUCGGGGUUGGGAAUCUCAAGGAGUCUAUCAAGAUCUUAGAGAAAGAGAAUGUUAAUCUACGAUCUAAUCUUGGUAGGAUUAUAAGGGAGAAGGAAGACUUAGAGCUUAACCUCAACCAAAAGAUAGCAAUGACAUCCCGAGCGGUGGAGGAAGUUGAAGAGGAGCAAAUCAAGAGGAGAAAAGUAAGUGACGCUUUAAAAGGGACUAUUGACAGCAUAUUUUCCAAGAAUAAAUAG